Magnusiomyces paraingens is the source of this 1377-nucleotide messenger RNA. RefSeq lists its product as uncharacterized. NCBI's taxonomy places the organism in Eukaryota, Fungi, Ascomycota, Dipodascomycetes, Dipodascales, Dipodascaceae. The coding region runs from base 1 to 1377 and encodes 458 amino acids. The record is from RefSeq and is a predicted model, not a curated record. The transcript is spliced from 2 exons.
AUGGAUUCUUCGCCGCUAGAACAGGCUUAUACUUUCAGCUUAAAAGCUGACACAGAAGUCCAAAAUCGUCAAUAUCAAAAGGCCUCAGAGUUUUAUACUCAAGCAGUAGAAAAAUAUAAUGAAGCACUGAAACUGACAGUUAGUCCUGAGGCUUUGAGAACCAUUAAUCUUUUAAAGGCUCAAGCUGAAGAAAAUGCUAGAUUCUUAGGAGAUGAAAAAAAUACAUCUUCUUUACCACAAAUACAUCUUCAAUCUCAGGCUACUCCAACAAUCUUGCCUUUACCUCAUACUGGAUCAUCUCCAUACUUAUCUACAUUAUCCACAUUAAGCAAUUCACCGUCUUCUUCGCCACUACUUUCAUUUUUGCCACAGCAAAAUUCACCACUUUCUUCGCCACAAUCUUCUUAUUCAAUAUAUAAUAAUAACAAUUCAUCACCUGUAAGUUCGGAACAUCUGACAUCAUCUUUAGCGUCUGCUCGAGGAAGAAAAUCAUCUAGCAAUGUUGGUAAUCCUCCAGGUUCCAAUACUAUAAAGGGAACAGCCAGUCUCCCCCCGUCUCAUAAUCACCAUCAUAAUUACCAUACAUCAUUAAAUUCUAAUCGAAAAAUUAGUACGAUAUCAGAAGAAGAGUCAAGUCCUACUGAUGGUUCCGAAGUAUCAUUGGAAAAUAAUACCAGUAAUCACAACAGCGCUGUGUCGCAUGAAGGAGACCCUUUCUUUAAAUUUUAUUCGACAAUGACAACAGUUGUCAAAAAAACAUAUACCCAAACAAGAGAUAUAUCUAAAGUAAAAAACAAAUUUGCAAAACAACACAGUCAGUCAACAUCUCCAAACCUACGUUCACAUUCACCUUCUCAAGUUUUAAAGAAUUUGAAUAGUCCAAGUAUUGCUACCAAAGGAAGUUACAAUGGGUCUAUUCUUUCAAAUUCGUCAUCAUCUUCUUCUUCUUCGACAUCUAGUUUAAGUGCUUCUAUCAAUCCUAAUGAUAGCUAUUAUGUUGUUUCUAAAGCUAAAUUAAAUAGCAAAACAACCAGCACCAAUUCAAGCACUGAAAAUAAGAAUACUGGGGCUACAGGAAAUCAUCAUAGUAGCUACGACAAUAUCACCCAAGAAGACCUAGUUAAUGAAAAUAUGGAUCUUCAUGAGCAACUGGUAGAAACAAAAAUGGCUUUAGAUGCUUACUAUGAGACAUUUGAACGCCAAAAAGAAAUAUUAAAAUCUAGUCUUGGGCAGCUUAGGGCAGAUAUUCAAUCUCAAGAUCGAAAAAGAAACAGAGAAAUAAAACUACAAAUUGAAAAUCUUGAAAAUGAAAAUGGGAAUUUAAGAUCUCAGCUUGCCAAUUUAAAAAGUAAAAUGGAUGGCAUGAGAAAAAUUUAG